Messenger RNA from Cuculus canorus (common cuckoo), 4684 nucleotides. RefSeq lists its product as uncharacterized. Gene Ontology annotation, molecular function: calcium ion binding. NCBI's taxonomy places the organism in Eukaryota, Metazoa, Chordata, Aves, Cuculiformes, Cuculidae. Bases 1 to 3672 code for a protein of 1223 amino acids. The transcript has 10 exons. The record is from RefSeq and is a predicted model, not a curated record.
AUGACUGACAUUUUUAAAAGAAUAUUGUCAAAACUGCACGUCAAAGAGCCUCAUUGCCUUAUCUGUGUGACCCCUGACGACAAGGCACAUGGAUCCUUUCAGGAAUAUCGGAAGGCUAAACCAGGCUCAGAUUUUCCUUGGAUAUUUGCAUAUAGGCCUAUAAGAAGCUGCCACAGAGUACUGAAGGACAAGUAUGGGGAGUUUUCUCCUCCAGCAUACUGUGGUGAUUCUCCAACAAACUUUUGGUGUGACUGGACAAUCUGGGCAGGCUUCAGAAAGCAUAUAAUAAUUUAUAUUCAGGGUUUUAUCACUGAGGAGGAUUGCAACAUAAAUGAAGACAAAAUCCUAUUUGAAGGAGUUUCUUCACUGGUGGAAAACAGCGUGGUUUAUGCUUGCUGGAAAAAGGAGACUCAUGUUUUUGCCACUUUUGCUCAGGCUGUCCAUGUUGUGUUGCUGAAGAGAUAUUUGCCAGACUGUAGAGAGAGACAAUUUAAAGGGAAGUACUACAUGUUCCAAGACCAGAAAGAUGAAUCUUCCUCUAAAGUUGAUGUUAUUUCUGAAACUCCUGCUCCAAAAUUACCAAAGCAAGAUAGUAUUUUUUGGUCCAGAUGGACUGAAGAAUUUAGAGAUGUGCGGGACUUUGUGACCACACAUAGCCCUGUGAGCCUUGGCAAGACCCCAGGUUUGACUGGUGGGUUGUUGCAGGGAAGCGGAAGCAUGCUGGAUACUACAGCUGUGGGAAGUCCUGUUGAGCUUGUCACAUAUGAAGGUGCAAGGACACUGCUCAUGGAAACAAAAACUCCUUGUAUAUGGCGGUCUGAGCUGCAAGGAGGUACAAGGUACUUCAAGGAAGCUCAAGGCAGUGGAACACUUUGGGGCAUAAUCCCCACUGCAGAGCAGGAUACCUGGAGUCAGAGUCUCUCCGUGAGUGGGGACAUCACUAUGGGGUUUGGUUAUAUGCACGGGCUUUCAAGUGUGCUUUUGGAAACUCCUUUGCUUGAUGCCUUGCAGGUAGCAGAGCCUUUUUUGCAGCAGGCAGAUGUGGGUCUGGAGGACAGGCAGGCUGUUCUGCACCCUUCCCUGAGGCCAAGACAUCUGGGAGACCUACAGUUUACAAUUAAACCAACAUCCACAAGUUGCCUGGAUUUGACUGCGUUCUCACAGACUUUGUUGCCUGGGAGAAGAGAAAGCACAGAGAGCAGAGAUACCACCAUGUGCGUAGAGCUCAGCCCAUUAAGUUUAGAGAAGUAUCAAAGCCAUUCCCAGUCAAGUGUCCUGGCUGAUGUCACAGUAAGCAGUCAUAUUGAUGGCCUUGCAAAGGGCUUGAUGUCUAGCCUGAGUAGUCUAUAUGAAGUGGUAGAUGGGGAUCACUCACAGCUGCUGCCUGAGACAGGCCAAGGAUGGCAAAGCAGUUUUGGGGAUUUGUCCGUGACUCAACAUGAGUUGGGAACAACUGAUCUCCAACAUACAAAACUCAUGGAUAUUUCCUCCCUGGAACAUUUUAGGGGAGCUUUUGAGAGGAAAACCAUGAUACGGCAAGAUGCAACACUGGACAUCUUCCAAGAGCAUCCUCAUUUGUGUGUUCAGAGCAGUCACGUCCUGCAUUCAGAUCCCACAGACCCUGGGAGCCUUUCCCAAAAUGCCCAAGGAUAUGACCGUCCAGCUACUGAGGAAGCUCGUGUGUUGUCCUUGGGUGUAAAAAGCUGCCACCACCACAGUGGCCGAGCUGCACAGCCAGGGCUGGUUGUACCCACUUCACCAACAGGGCUGGAGCAUGCUCCCACAGCCAAGUCCACCAAGACAGAAACUAUCCAUGUGCCCGUGGUUUCCUGCACAGAACCAGUACCUGCAGGCUUCAGCUCUACUGAUUUCACCUCCCAAGCACCUCUUCCUCCAGAAGUGAAGGCUGUGUCCCCCAUUGUCUUCUCUUCAGCUUUGGAUUUGGACCACAUCAGCCUCGGGCAAAGGGCAGGAGUCUCACUGACUAGCCCAGGAGAACAGGAAAUGGUCUCCCCUUCCCCAUCUCACCAUCUACCAGCAACCUCUGAACCAGGCAUUGAUGAGUCCCCUGGAUGUCUUGGCCCUGGGAUGCAAAAACUGGCACUGGAGGAGGCAGGUGGCCAACAAGCAGAAACUUCAGCCCCUGUGGGCUUGGCAGCUAGGAGUUCCUCCCCAGCUUCUGUCACCAGCCCAAACCUUGGUGUGGGGCUUCCUUGGCCUGAGGAUUAUGCAAGCAGUGGCUCUGGGGUGGCACCAGCACCCAGGCCUGGCAUCUGGGGACCGAGGAGAGAGGAGCACAUGGUGCCUUUGCAGCAUCAGGGCACAGUUGCUAGUUAUGAACUGGUGUCUGCCUCCAUCCUUGAGGAAUUUAAAGUGCAGAAAACCACAGAAGCUCUCCGAGCAGGUGCGGGACAGCAGAGAAAUGCCUCCUUCAGUGUCACUUCUACACACCCUGGUCCUUCUGUGGCCCACAGGAUAGAAACGGUGUCAAGAGGCCAAAAGUCUCAAGAGCCGUCUGAUGAUCCUCUUUCCAGAAAUAUCCGUAUGCCAGGAGGACAGGAAUGGAAACAUGCUGGUGUCCCUUACUCUGAGGUGCCCAGUAGCAACACACGUGCCUCUGCCAAAUCAUCUAGCCUGGAUCAGGCCAGUGACAGCCUGUCUGGGGAAGUGGUCACAGCUGCACACUGCGUGCAGACACCAGUGCUGGAAGACCCACCACUAAACACAAGUAUAACACCUUUUCCUCUCUACCCAUCUCCUGGCAUGACUGCUGGACAUGUGGUGUCUCCUGGAAUAAGGAAUGAAGAGUUCUUUGAUCUGGUUUCUGCUCUGGCAUCUUCGGAGAAUGACACCGCACUGCAAUCCCAGCACCAUCCUGGAGAUGUGCUGUUUGAAGUAACUAUUGAAGUCAAACUCAAGGACUGGAUUCCUCGUGGUGGAUGUGAGCUCAAAAAGAGCCUUCUUGAAUCUAUGAAGAACAAUAUCCAGGAGAACCUGAAACUGUCUGCCAACAGAGUCAAUGAAAUAAAGUUAAAGGAAAUCAAAAGGACAAGUGAUGCUAACCUCCUGCUCACCUUCUGGCUACACCUGAAGCCAGAGGAGAGAAAUAUGUCUCUGCUCCUGCACUCCCAGCUGGAAGAGCUGCUUGGCACCUCGGUAGGAGUGAAGAAGCCGCAGCUUGUUUCACUGUUCGUUGAAGAUGUGAAUGAGUGCAGUGCUGGGGUUGGCCUCUGCGGGGAGGAGGCAGAGUGCUUCAACAGCGUGGGCACGUAUCUCUGCCGCUGCAAAAAAGAUUAUGAAGAUCAUUCACCCACCAAGUCUGGCACCCUCUGCAUCCGUGCUCCUCGAUCAGGGAUUGGCUUCUUCCUCCGUCAUGCUGACAUACUAGUCGGGGCAGCCAUCACUUCUGGCCUAGUGAUGCUGGUGGCUGCUGGUGCCCUGUGCAGGGCAUCCAGGCGCAGACAGUACACCAGGAGGAGCCUAAGUCCUGAGGAGCCACCAGUGAGGGCUGCAGAGGAGCCAGCAAUGGAGCUGCAUGACCUGGGGGAAUGCCUGCGCCUUGACCCUUUCCAGCUGAAGCUGCGGGCCAGGCCCCCUGAGUGGCUGUGGGGUGCCCGGACCUACCCUGGCCAGGCGUACCAGGUCUUCCUGGAGCAAUCACCCCAACCCUGAGGGGGGACCCCUGGAUCCUCCACCCUCUGCAGCCUUCGUGACCUGCACAGCCAGCCAGUCCUGUCUUCCCCAGUGGACAAAGCUACCUGCUGUGCAAACCAAAUGUUUUUUAUGGACGAUGAACAUCCCGCCACAGUCAUCUUUAUCUUAUCAUAUAACCUCUUUUUUUACUACUUGUUCAGUUAAUGAAAUGCUUGCACUGCUGUAUGACUUCUUGUGUGCUACUCUGCUCAAGAGCUGACAGAACUCUGAGCUUAUGGAAAUUAAACACUUUUAUUAAGGAGAAAAAAAUAAUAAAAUAUUUGGUGCUUAAUUUAAGGAAUUAAAGAUUAUUCUUGUGCCUGGACUUGGUGUUACCUGUUUUCCCCUGCCCUAAAGGCAGAGCUCUAUGGGAAGCCCUGAGGAUCUUGGAGGGGCUUCUUCCAGCCUGGGUGAGAAACUCUCUCAGAGCUUGACUUAAAGUUUUGGGAGACUCCUGACCAGGUUAUGGCAUGUGGAUCUCUGCUCACUGAGUAAUAGGGACAGCAUUUUUGGUGCUUGCAUGAAUGCUGGUUGCAGAGAUGCUGUCUGCUAAAAGCACCACCACCAGAUAAAUCCUCCCUGUUGGGUGUAAAGCUUGUAGCUGGAAGCUUGCAACUUAUCUAUUUAUCUAGUUUAGGACUUUCAAAACGGGAAUUGCUUUCUCCCGCUCAAGGUGUUCAAAUGGUGUGGUGGCGAAUGCCCCACUGGAGGGCACUGUUUGCCACCAAAAACGCACAAGGACUGUUACUGCGAGAGCUGUGCCGGCCUGGGCAGGGGCUGCCAGAUGUGAGGCGCAGCUGCAGCUGGGGCUCCGGUACUGAACCGGGACCGCUUAUUGCAGCUCAUGGAUAGUCUCUGGUUGACCAGCUCUGGCCAAGAUAUGCCGUGGCGGGACGGGUCGAAUGAAGCAGCUUGCAUGGCUAUGUUCCUAGUUCAAUAUUUCCUCUCUAGCGUGAGCUGAAAAGGGGCUGGAAAAGGCCCUUCCUGCAGG